CCGGACAGGUGGACGAGGACCAGCCGAGCCAGCACACAACGUACUGCAUACCGGCGCUGCGUACCUAUCCGAGCACAGACACAAAAACACCGUGUGUUUGAGAGAGACAGGCAUGAUGUUUACGGGAAGGAGGGCAGCGCAGGUGGCAGUGCUUGUCGCUACGCAGGCAUGGCGCGGGGAUACGGAAUGCGCGUUCAGGUUAGACGGAUAUCUGGACAUCAACCAACCGCUCACGCUGAUCGCGCCAUACGUGGACCCGGGCAGCGGCUACAGGCUCAUCAACCCCUACAACCCUAUCGUGUACCUAGUGAACGAACACGUCUACAGCCGAUACCCGGUGAACUGCAGCGUUGACUCCUGGCGAUAUCUGCUUGAUAACAAUGUGACGUACGCGACCAAUGUCACCUUCCCCGAUGCGAACGCUACAGAGAACGCUACGGAGGUGUCGGUCCCGGGGCUUUUCGCGGCCGAAUCCCACGAGCUCUUCAUCGACUCGUACUCGGCGGACAAGGCGGUGGCUAUCUCGGACUCGCUGUUCGGCCGGACGAUAGAGGUCGCGCUCUCGUGCGACCAGGUGCAGACGGUGACGGUGGAGGACUCGUGCUUGCAGUUCAAGCUAAAUUUCACCAAUGGCAGUCCCGAGGUUGACAAGGAGCUGCUUGAGAGCGCCCUUUACCGCUUCGAAGAGCCGGCGGUGCCGGGUGUCGUGCUGCCCCUCGCCGGCGCCUACUCUCCGGGAGACGUCUGGCUCAACGAGGGCAACCCGAUCGUAAACAUCGACGGGAGUGUAACCGACGAAGGCUGUAACGGGGAAGUGUCGGAGUACUUGGGAGAAGACGGAGAGUGGUACUACUAUUACACGGGCAGCGACGGCAAUACCUAUAACAUGACGCACGUCUUCUACGCCACGGAGCAGGACCACCUUAACAUCGCAAAGAUCCAGGCGCCCUGGAGCCCCAACCUUGAGCGCGCCCUGUUCAACCGAACGGUACGGAUGUCGAUCUACUGCAACAACAUCAACGAGCGAGAAGACGGUUACAUUCUCUUCAAGGUGGGGGACGGCAACGGCUACUUCGACAUCAACGCCGCGGAUUACCAGGCCAUCCUGACGGACAGCGGGUCCUCCGCCUUCGCCACGCCCUGGGGAGGGGGCGCGGCCGGCCGCGGCUGGCUCUCCUCGGCGUUUACGUUUGUCGUCGUGGGAGCGCUGACCGCGUGGGUCGGAAAGCUAUCGGGAAGCUCCUAGAGUGUGGUUGACUUUUGCGACCUCUUUCCUGGGACCGCCUUGGUCGCGGGGCUCGGGAGGGAGGGCGGGCGGGCGGGCUGAAUAGUUUGACGAUGGGGAUUUUUACUUGCUAGGCAAGCGUUAUGGCGUCUGUGAACGGAAGCAUGUAGGGGGGGGUCUGCGGCUUUGACGGAGAGGGGGGGGGAAUGGUAUCCGGCUCUCGACCUCGGAAGAGAGAGUGUCACACCCCCUGGGGUUUUGUGCCAUCACUCUAUUGCUCCCGCGUCACCUACACACCCCAUGCGCGCGGAAUACGGGUUAUUCGCCUCUUGCUGGGGGUACACAACCCUGCCACUUGGACGGAGGCUUGUGUCGAUAUUUCAAGAAGAGGAGGAGGGAGCGUGAGACACCUCGAUCUUGGAAGGAGACGGAGGGGGCGACACGGCCACCCUUGCCCAUGGCGGAUUUACCGCCCAGCGUAAUGAAGGAGAUGACAUCAUUUGGGUGUGUUGUGCUUCGCUCCUGCGUGUGUCAAACCGGCCGUCCUGCUGCGCCGACUCAGAACGCCGGUAGUCUGUAACUCGUUAUGGUGUGGGUAGUUGCGGUAGGUACCUUGUUACAGUUGAUGAUUUUUGUCGUUUAUCUCUUGUAUAAGUACACUGGAAAAGAGGGAGGGCACCAUCGGCAGUGUUCUCGUCUCUUGUACGAGUACUAAAAAGAGGGAGGGGAGGGGAGGGCAUGGGCAGUGUAGUAGCCUUGGCGACUAUGUUGCAGUGCAGGAGGGGCCCCGCGCCGUGUUUUGAGAGACACCCGAUCCGUUUACACGAUGGAUAGGCGCUCUCUUGUUUUGGUCUUUAUCUCCGUUGCUCCCCUCCCCUUGUGCGGCGCCGUUAUGCUUGUACUAUCAGCUAAUUUGAUCCCUCUUUCGUCUAUUGUCUUGAGAAUAGUUUGUUGCCGGUGUUGAACUUAUCCUGUCUCGUCUGGUCUGUGUACGUAUCGUAUUUUGGUUGGAUGUGCAGGGAAUGUGACGUCUACACCUUUUUGCAAGCACACAAUGGUAGAGAUCCGUUUUGCGGUGUGGUCGUAUCAGCUAUCCCUCUCCUCCCGCCCCCCGCCCCCCCCUACCCCACCGCCGCCGCCGGCCGAAUUUGUGUAGAGCAUGGUGCGUGGUUGGAUUUUGGGUUUUUCUCUGCGGGGUUAUUGCCCGCCGAGGCUCUUGGGCCAAAGGACGAGAGGGCCGGGUGAGGGAUGAUGUGUUCGGCCUCUGUCUUGCCGUGCGGCAACUGAUGGCCAAACACCCAUGAGCGCGGUGAGAGCGCUGUCCGUUCAUUCCGUUCACGUUGCCCAGGACACCGGCCGUUUUGUGUGCGUGACACAUGGCGAACUUUUUGUUUCAGGAACGAGAAUGCCCUCGUGAUGGUUCCGGUGGUGGGCGCGCCGCAGUGGAUGCCACGGAGUGCAUGGGGCGGGGGAGUAGCAAGCACUGCUGUCAGUGCACAUUUCCCGUGAAGUUUCCCGCGACAAGUUUUGCCAAGAGUAUUUUUUUUGAGCGUGUAGAAUGAGGAAAGGGAGUGUGGUGACGUUUUAGGUUCCGCAUGUGAAACGAAAAAAUGUGGAGUAGCCAGAGGGAGGGGGGGUAGGGGAUAGGCUUAACGCUUGUUUGCGCUGUUGUUUACCAUCCUUCAACCGUUUGUUUGGUGAUGGUAGUGGUAGGAUUGUGUGCCUCAUUGAUGUGUAGUCCUUCUCCUUUCGCGCCGCUGCUGUUGUUAUUAGUGUAGAGCUACAACGUUUGGUCCAGGCUAGGAGUAGUUUUUUACGGGGUUGGUCGAGCCGCCCGCGUGCCGACCAGUAGGUGUCCACUCGAUCACGUGCGCGCUCUCGCCUCGUGUAUUGUUGUAAAGCCUUGCCACGCAGCACCGAUAGUAGACCGACUCAUUGCCAGAUUGCUCAGAGAGACGGAUGGUGAAUGAUCGCAACGUAUCAAUCGGGCCACCUUGACGGUGGCUUGGGCGUUGCGUGCAUUCUUUCGAGGUUCUUUCCCUUUUGCCGUCUUCGUGGUGCUCAGUGGAUUGCUCCUGUUGUUUCUUGUGCCUCCUGCCCUCGCUCUUGUACGAGCUGCUGUUAUCGUCGACCACUUUGUUUAGCUUCUUGAAUAUUUUAUGCAAUUCGAUAAUCUUUCUUGUUGUCAUUAUCUUGGGUUUGUUUGUGUUCUAUCAUAGCGACAAAUUCGUCGUGGAUUCGUGUAACGGAGCGCAUGCUUUUUUGGAAGGUACAAUGAAAUGAAAUUCCGACGGAGGUACCUGUGUUGUAUCAAGAUUCCGAGCGUCUCACUUGGAGAGGCAAGGCCUCAAGUCUGAAGCCCUAACCCCUUUCGAACGUCUGCCGAAAGUGGCCCCCAUCCCGCCCAGGAUGUGGUGGAUAUCCUUGUCUUCCAAGGUGUAAUCGGGCUCGUUUCCUUGCGUAUGUCGUUGGUGCGGAUGCAUGGCUGGUA
Molecule: messenger RNA, 3716 nt
Organism: Ectocarpus sp. CCAP 1310/34
Lineage: Eukaryota; Phaeophyceae; Ectocarpales; Ectocarpaceae
Source: the annotation of a GenBank genome assembly